AUGGCUGCUGAAAAAUCUACUGGUCCAGGUAACGCAAAGAAAGGUUCCACCUUAUUUAAGACAAGAUGUCUGCAAUGCCACACCAUCGGUGAAGGUGAACCACAUAAAGUUGGUCCAAACUUACAUGGUAUUUUUGGUCGUCACUCAGGUAAGGCGGAAGGUUAUUCUUACACCGACGCUAAUAUUCAAAAGAAUGUUGAAUGGAAUGAGCAAACAAUGUCUGAUUAUCUAACAAACCCUAAGAAGUACAUACCUGGUACGAAGAUGGCAUUUGGUGGUUUAAGAAAGGAGAAGGAUAGAAAGGAUAUUAUUGCUUAUAUGAAGGAUGCUUCUAAAUAA
Molecule: messenger RNA, 339 nt
Organism: Maudiozyma saulgeensis
Lineage: Eukaryota; Fungi; Ascomycota; Saccharomycetes; Saccharomycetales; Saccharomycetaceae
Source: the annotation of a GenBank genome assembly